AUGUUGCGAUCAUUCGAUACGAUGUUACUUCUCUAUAGGUCGACAUCUGAAACUCCACAGUUGACCACUACUGACAUACAGAUUCCUUCAAAAAGAUCAGUCACGUCGACCGAGCAGAGUCCAGAUCCAGUAACACGUUUAACAGAGCAUGUGAAACUCGUCAAGUAUCAAACACCAAGCAAACGGAUUGUUGUGGAAUCUCCCUCGCUUUGUUGCAACGAUCUCCUCGGUCUCAGUCUCGAAUGUGUAGAUGGAAAUUUUGUCGAUGAAGGUAAAGUCCUACGAGAGAAGCCUUUUCAACGAAAUAUCAAUGUUCUCAUCGCCUCUCUCAAUGUAACAUUGCCAUCGAAUGCAUUGAAUAAAUAUACAAAUGUCAAAAUCGAACAUGGCAUCUUACCGGAGUUACCAAAUCAAUCGUCUACAACUGCUGUUAGUGAUACUCAGAAUGACGGUCAUCUUCUUACUUAUCUAAUUGAAGCAAAUACAAAGAUUAAUUAUCUUUUUAAAGAUUUCAACAUAUCUACAUUACAAAACUCGACAACAACUUUGAAAGAAAUCAAUCAACGAAUUUUAUCCUUAGCAGAAAACAUCAAUCCAUCGUCUGAUACCGUCUAUCGAGCUCAAAUAGUAUCAAAGACAGAUUUAAAAAUGUUACAAGAUAAUUCUAAUAAUCUACUCGCUAUACAAACAUUCGUUUUAGCUUCACGUUCGUUUCAAUCUGUAGUUGACAUUUGUCGUCGAGCAGUCGAUAAUCAACUUACUGUAGUUCUCUUCGAACUAAAAUUGCCCGAUAAAAUUUCGGUGGCACAGUUGAACUCAGAUACAUUGGUUUUCAGUCUUGGCACUCUCUUUCGAGUUAUUUCAACAGAUGAAGAACCUGGAGGUGUGUGGCGCGCACAACUCGAGCCGGCCGAUAGUGCUAUGGAACGUAUUAGAAAUCAACUUCGAAUUGAGAUUGGUGGUCAUCUUACAUGGUUAACAUUCGGAAAUUAUUUGACUGCUUUGAAACGAUAUGAUGCUGCUAAGAAUUACUACGAAUAUCUUUUACUCGUACUUCCAUUUGAUCAUCCAAGUCUUGCUUUUAUUUACGAUAACAUGGGUUUGAUGUAUUCGGAAAUGUCCGAUAAUGAAAGAGCAUUAACAUUAUUUAAACAAGCAUCUAAAUUGGACGUUGCCAAUCUACCAAUGCCAGUUGAACAGACAAAAUUAUUGAAUACGAACUUAUCAUGUCCAGAAUCUUCUUCUAUCGACAAAAUGACAAUAUUUAACAAAAUAGCAGAAAUCAAGUAUCGUGAAGGAGAUUACGAAGCAGCACUUCACUAUUAUCGUCAAGCACUUCAUGUUGCAACAGAUUCGGCAUCAUUGCAGUUUUUUCAAACUAAAAUUGAAGAACUUUUAUCCAUUAAAGAUACUCUUGGUUCUAACAAUUAG
This is a messenger RNA of Rotaria sordida, 1431 nucleotides long. Lineage: Eukaryota; Metazoa; Rotifera; Eurotatoria; Philodinida; Philodinidae. The record is from the annotation of a GenBank genome assembly.